Molecule: messenger RNA, 829 nt
Organism: Salvia splendens (bonfire salvia)
Lineage: Eukaryota; Viridiplantae; Streptophyta; Magnoliopsida; Lamiales; Lamiaceae
Product: F-box/kelch-repeat protein At3g06240-like
Exons: 1
Source: RefSeq, a predicted model, not a curated record
AUGGCGCAAUCUCAUAGAAGGGGCAACUUUGCGACGUCUUAUACUCUGACACCAUGGCUGGCUUUCGUUCAUUGGUCCUUGGGGUACGCAGUCUGUGAUGACCCCCACAGACCACUUUACCGGUUCGACUUGCCUCAUUCUCACAAUCGUAUUGUAAUUGAUUCAGCUAACGGUUUGCUUUUGUUGAGAGAUGGAUGCGCUAAUAUUCUUUUCAUAUGCAAUCCGAUGACUCGUGAAUAUGCCGAGCUUCCUCCUCUGCCCGCCCGUAGUUGCUUUUACGGAUUUGGAGUGAGCAAAUUAACCGGACAGUAUAAGAUUUUAUGUGCUAAUCAAUUUUGGUCCUAUUGUAUAUACACUAUAGGACAAGAAGAAGAAUUGUGGAGAAGCAUCGCAGCACCACCGUGCAAUACAGUGCAUAGUGAUUAUGCUGUAUUUUUUAAUGGAAAUCUUCACCGGUUGGAAUAUGAUUUCAAGAAGAAUCUAUUUGUUUGCUGUUUUGACCUUGACACCGAGCUAUUUACUGGUUUUUCUCUUCCCAAUUAUGGCGGCAACAAAUUUAGCAAUUAUCGACUAUGUACUUUGGACGGUAAGUUAUGUUUCUGCCACAUGUUAGAGAAGUUUGAUGUUGUUAUCUGGUGGAUGAACAAUUAUGGAGAUGAGAAUUCUUGGACAAGGGAAUAUAACUUCUCCGGCAUGUCAUAUAUGUAUGGAUUUGUUUAUCCACUCAAAAUAUUGGCAAACGGCGACUUGUUAUUCAUAACGGAUGUCUACGCGAAGCUAUUUCUCUACGUCAAAAGCACUAAACCUUCAGAACCUAUUGAAUGGCAUG